Messenger RNA from Haemonchus placei, 1455 nucleotides. Lineage: Eukaryota; Metazoa; Nematoda; Chromadorea; Rhabditida; Trichostrongylidae. The record is from the annotation of a GenBank genome assembly.
GUAAUCACCUACAAACUGAUCACGCCAUCUGUUGUUUCUGAACGUCUGAAGGUUCGAGCGUCAUUAGCCAAAGCAGGUCUUCGGGAACUUCAAGCCAAGGGGCUUGUGAAGUGCAUCGUUCACCAUGGAGGCCAAGUCGUUUACACUCGGGCCACCAAAGAGGCUGACUCGGGUCUUUUUGAGAUGUUCGUAUUCCGCGUUCUCAAUGCGGUACCAUACAGUAACGAAGCAGGUGCUAAGGAUGUCAUUGCGAGCUUACAUUCCUUCUUGACUUGUAAUCUGUUAGUCGGUCUCGCAGUGUUAGUAUCAUGGAAGCAGUUCGGUGGUAAACCGAUUGAGUGUAUGGUGCCGACGGACUUUACAAGUGCAUGGGUUCAGUAUGCAGAGAAUUACUGUUGGUCCCACGACACAUACUUUCUUCCUUUCUCUAAGCCUGCAGCUCGUAUUUCCGAUAGUUCUGACCGUAGCGAGGCUCAGAUCUCGUACUACCAAUGGAUGCCGUUUUUCCUUCUCUUCGAAGCUGCUUGCUUUCGAUUGCCAUGGAUGAGAGUGGGAGAGAUAUUGCGAUUGGUAACAGAUGAACAUAAUACCGUUCCUGAGAUUAGAAACGAGAACAUUGAGGCGCUUCGAAUACACCUACAAGGAGCUCUGCGAUUUCAGAAAAGGCUCAAAUUGAAAAAUCUCUCACCACACAAAAUUCUACGCUGCCUCAACGUAAAAUAUUCUACAUAUUAUGUCACAUUGAUUUAUUUCAUAGCAAAGUUGGCGUUUCUCCUUAACGUGGGCCUACAAACAAAGCUGCUGAAUGAGUACCUCUUGCCUCAUGCCAAUUCGAGUCAGUUUGGUUUCGAUGUAUGGCAGACUCUGUGGAGUGGAAAUAGUUCAUGGAAAGAAAAUGGUUUAUUUCCACGAGUGACUCUUUGCGAUUUCGAGGUUCGAGAAAUGGGAAAUAUUCAAACGCAUACCGUACAAUGCGUGCUUUUAAUUAAUAUUUUCACUGAGAAGAUCUUCAUUCUUCUAUGGGCAUGGUAUGUGUUUCUCGGGACGCUAACAGCUCUCAAUAUGUUCAGUUGGAUGUUUGCGAUGUUCAGUGAGACAUCGAAAGAACAUUUCAUUAUUAAUCACCUUGAAAUGUGUGAAGCCCAAUUUGACAGAAAAAGCGCCGAUAAUCGGGAACACGUCGUUUGCUUUAUUGACAAGUACUUGGGCCUCGAUGGAGUGUUUCUUCUCCGAUUAAUAGCUCAGCAUGCUGAUGUUGUCUUCAUUACCGAACUCAUUGGAGCACUCUGGAGAAGUCAUUACGAAAUUGAGGAGCAGAGGAAGGCCUUGAAGAAAAUGAACCGCGUUCUUCCGUUGUUGCGUUCCGGUGAGGAAGAAGGACAUGUCAGUCCUGAUAUGCCAAGCUCUAGAAAGCAGUCUAUCAUGGGAGACAGAAAGGUUUGCAAUAUACUAUAA